AUGACAGCGCCGCGCGUGGAGACGCGUCACUAUCGGAAACACCGGCCAGAGCAGGCGGAUGAGCUGAAGCAGAACAACAGGCAGCGUGAGCUGGAGCUGGAGGCUGCGGAGGAGGAGGCGCUCGCGCAGCGGGUGGAGGUGGUGGUGCAGGCGCGCGUGGCAGCGGCUGUGGGCGGCGAGGAGGUGCUGGCGCGUGUGGCGGCGCGGCUCAAGGAGGAGCGCGCCAAGCUGGAGGAGCGGGUGACUCGCCAGCUGGACAUGGAGCGCAAGAUGCUGCUGGAGAGGAAGCGGCGGGAGGAUGCGGAGCGGCGGCAGGCGCAGGAACAGAUGGAGCGCAUCAUUGAGGAGAACAAGCGCAAGGUGGAGGAGGCGCAGCGCAGGGCGGCAGAGGCGGUGGCGGAGCAGCAGGGGCUGCCCAAGCCCGCGGCUGUGCCCGUACGGCGGAAGCAGGGCCUCAUCAUUGUGGACGACUGA
This is a messenger RNA of Chlorella variabilis, 474 nucleotides long. RefSeq lists its product as hypothetical. Gene Ontology annotation, molecular function: cadherin binding. The transcript has 5 exons. NCBI's taxonomy places the organism in Eukaryota, Viridiplantae, Chlorophyta, Trebouxiophyceae, Chlorellales, Chlorellaceae. Gene Ontology annotation, cellular component: mitochondrion; nucleoplasm. The coding region runs from base 1 to 474 and encodes 157 amino acids. The record is from RefSeq and is a predicted model, not a curated record.